Suncus etruscus (white-toothed pygmy shrew) is the source of this 2663-nucleotide messenger RNA. It is a transcript of the gene LIN7C, whose product is annotated as lin-7 homolog C, crumbs cell polarity complex component. The record is from RefSeq and is a predicted model, not a curated record. Bases 15 to 608 code for a protein of 197 amino acids. Gene Ontology annotation, molecular function: L27 domain binding. The transcript is spliced from 6 exons. NCBI's taxonomy places the organism in Eukaryota, Metazoa, Chordata, Mammalia, Eulipotyphla, Soricidae. Gene Ontology annotation, biological process: neurotransmitter secretion; maintenance of epithelial cell apical/basal polarity; protein localization to basolateral plasma membrane. Gene Ontology annotation, cellular component: MPP7-DLG1-LIN7 complex; cell-cell junction; basolateral plasma membrane.
GAAGGGAGACGAAGAUGGCGGCUCUCGGGGAACCUGUCCGCCUGGAGAGGGAUAUCUGUAGAGCAAUAGAAUUGUUGGAGAAAUUACAAAGGAGUGGAGAGGUACCACCACAGAAGCUUCAGGCUUUGCAAAGAGUCCUUCAAAGUGAAUUCUGCAAUGCUGUAAGAGAGGUAUAUGAGCAUGUCUAUGAAACUGUGGACAUCAGUAGCAGUCCUGAAGUGAGAGCUAAUGCAACUGCUAAGGCUACUGUAGCUGCAUUUGCUGCCAGUGAAGGCCAUUCUCAUCCUCGAGUUGUUGAGCUACCCAAAACAGAAGAAGGUCUCGGUUUCAAUAUUAUGGGAGGCAAAGAACAAAACUCUCCAAUCUAUAUAUCUCGCAUAAUUCCAGGUGGAAUUGCUGAUAGACAUGGGGGCCUCAAGAGAGGAGAUCAACUCCUUUCCGUUAAUGGAGUGAGCGUUGAAGGAGAGCAUCAUGAAAAAGCUGUAGAGCUACUGAAAGCAGCUCAAGGAAAGGUUAAAUUAGUAGUACGAUAUACACCCAAGGUUUUGGAAGAAAUGGAAUCACGUUUUGAAAAAAUGAGAUCAGCAAAACGCAGGCAACAGACCUAAUGCAGUUGAGAACUUUUUAUAUUCUAUUCUGCUUUUAGCUAGAGGAGUUUUACUUGUGACCCUACUGAUGGCCGCAAUGCCAAUGAUUGUUUAAAAAAAAUUUUUUUUCCCAUGAAAUCCUCCUUGCCAUUUUAUAAAUGCCUAUUUUAACAUCAUUUCAGGUUCUAGCAACGCAUAUACAUUUUUCUGAAAAGAAAAAGUAAAAGGUGAUGAGGGCAAUUCUGUCCUGCUGUUUUUACAGGCCUUUUUCAAAUGCAGAUUUUGUCAUAAAGUUGUUAUAGAUUUUUAAAAAUGCUUUUUUAAUAUUAAAAUGUACUUUUACAUUCUUAUCUUUUUUUAGAAAGAAAAAAGGAUUUCUUCCUUUGGCUGCUUAUUUAAAAAUAACACUUUCUCUAAUUCUUUUUUUUUUUUUGCUUACUCUACUUUUUUUUAAUCUGUAAAAUUUCUUUACAAUUCUCCAAGAUUAAAUAUACAGUCUCAGCUACAGCAGUUCAUCACACUAUCAAUGUUAACAUCGCUGCUGCAUUUUGUACUUUGGACAUAUACAUCAUGAACACUAAGUCAUAGCAGUGGAAGUUUUUUACUUUAAAGAAUGUCUGAUGAAUAUUCAUUUGUACUGGUUUCUAAAAGCAAGUUUUUAAACUGAAGCAAUCAUUGUUAAAAUAUGUAUGCUUUCAUAAUAUGUGAGGAGUAAGGCAAGAAGAUGUAAUUUGCUAGCAUUACUGAUUACAUCUUUGUUUAUAUUCAACAGUCCGUCAAGUUACAAACUCAAGAGUAGUUUUGUUUUAUCUUUUACAAGAUUUUUAAAUGCUAUUCAUCUUCAAAUAUACAAUUCCUAUAUUUGAUCUUUUCAUAUCUAAAGAUGAGCCAGUUGGUGGUAGGAAAUAGAAUAAAAGUAAUACCUUUAACCUCAAGUGGUCUACAUUUUUACUAGCUUGGUUUAAAAAAUGAGAUCAAAUAGAAGAUAGGAGGAUAUAUUCAUGGUACAUUAAAAUACUGAGAGGUGUUCAUGAGAAGAUGCAGACUUUUUUAAAAUGGGUCAGAAGUCAUUAAAAUGGUUUGGUUUAAAGAUACAGUCUUUGUUUAUAAUUCAAAAUGCUGAUGAGAAUUGUGAGAGAAUCUUCCUUUGUCCACUGGAUGUCACUAUUUGACUAAAAGGCAGCUUUUAGUGUAUGACUGACUGAAAUCUUUUUAAAGACUGAAAUUAAAAGAGUUGAAGUUCAUUUUCAGUCACAAAUUACAGGAACAUAUUUGUAACGUUGUUUGUUUUUUCCUAAUUUUGUGUGAGGAAUGCUGGAAAGGUAAUGGAUUAAAAUAUAUAAGAAAUUUAACGUAACUAUUGAUCCUGUGUAACGAAUGGACAUCUUGUUACAUUCCUUCAGGAAAAAUAGCAUUGUAUAACUUUUUUUGCAUGUUUGUGAAAAGCACUGUGAGUCUUGAAAGAUGAUUCCAGUUUUCAAUUAUUUAAGAAUAAAAGUCAAUCAGCAUUGUUAUUUAUCAUUUAGGUAUUGAACACUGGAUUGCAUGGUUGAAUGUGUCUUUAGUCCACUACAAAAUAUGCUUGUUAUUGUUAUAGGAUCUCAUUGUUAAAUUGUACAUUUGCAAAAUUAAUUGUUUUUAAAAUGUUAAGACCAAAGUAGUGUAGAAGAAUUAUGGAUUUAUUUUAAUUUAAUUGUAAAGUUACUAGAGGUUUUUGUUUUAGAGCUUUAUAUAUUAAACAGAGGUAUUGGUGCAUCUAAAAACAGUGAUAUUGUUAUGCUUGUAUUCUUGCAUUAGAGGGUAAGUAAACCAUGAAAAAAAAAACCUUAUUUUAGUAUAGCUACAGCUGCAGUUGCUUUUAAGGGCGGGUCAACAUUUCAUUAUAAAUUAUAGCUUCCUGGUUCAGUGUCUCAGCUGUUUUCAGAACUUUCAGCCAAGUUAAAUCUUUUUUGGUGUGGAAACUUAGUAAGUUGAGUAAGCUAUUUUUUUUCUUCUACAGUAAUCCACAAUCUGUUCUUUGUGUGGGUUGGCAUUUAUUUAUAAUGCUUAAAAUAAAGAUAGCUUAAAAGAGCCAAA